Molecule: messenger RNA, 801 nt
Organism: Microthlaspi erraticum
Lineage: Eukaryota; Viridiplantae; Streptophyta; Magnoliopsida; Brassicales; Brassicaceae
Source: the annotation of a GenBank genome assembly
AUGGAGUCCAUAAAAGUAGCUAAACUUGAUGGGAAGACGUACGUCGUACACGGAUGUGUACAUGCGCUGUUGAUAUGGGCAUACGAGGCUAUUCCAAUAAUAGGUGAGAAAUUUGGUAAGAGAAGAGGAAACAUUGAAAUCCCAUUACUUCGGUGGGAAUCAUGUCGCAACAGAUACAAUCUGGAAGCAUUAGUGCAAGAAGAGAAGAAAAAACAGGUUCGAGUUAGGCAGUUAGUGUUGAAACCUCUGGAAGAGAUAUAUCCCGUUUGGGCAGGCGAAGAGGCAGGAGGUGAUAUUAAGCUUGAUAACAUGAUUCGUGAUAUUGUUGGAGGGUGUCUGGAUGAAAGUUGCUGGGAAACAGAAGAGCAACUGUUGAACAAAAAGAAGAGGAAGAAAAAGUUAGAAGUGGUGGUAGAUAGUGAUGAUGAUUUGGUAGAGAAACCUUUGCGAAAGAUUUCAAGUACGAAGAAGGAAGAGCAGAAGACGAAAAAGAUGGAGCCGAGAGACUAUAGUGAUUCUGAAUCUCAGAAAAAAACGGAAGAUGGGUUAGGUUGGGAUGGAAGAGAUAUAAGAAAACCAUCCGAAGGCUUUGCUGAUGAAGCACUAGCGAAUGUGCUUAACACUAUUCUUGAGCAACUUGCUGAGCUGGGAAGGAAGUUUGAACUAUUGGAAGCGAACAAAACUACUGUGGAGGAGGGGUCGACGAAAAAAAGGAAUGAAGUAGGCGAUGAAGUAGACGAGGAGAAGGUGUGUGAUGCAGAGUCUGACACUGUUGGGGAGAAGGACAAUAAGAAGGGUUGA